Messenger RNA from Drosophila yakuba, 5537 nucleotides. Its product is annotated as phospholipid-transporting ATPase ABCA3. Bases 120 to 5501 code for a protein of 1793 amino acids. Gene Ontology annotation, biological process: transmembrane transport; lipid transport. The record is from RefSeq and is a predicted model, not a curated record. The transcript has 9 exons. Gene Ontology annotation, molecular function: lipid carrier activity; ABC-type transporter activity; ATP hydrolysis activity. Lineage: Eukaryota; Metazoa; Arthropoda; Insecta; Diptera; Drosophilidae. Gene Ontology annotation, cellular component: intracellular membrane-bounded organelle; membrane.
CUUGGCAACCCAAUCUCAUUAAGUCAGAAAAAUAUACAAAUGUUAUAGUAAAUAUUUUGGGAACAACAGUGAUUCCAUAGACACUGGCGUGGUCACAACAGUGGAGGAGCAAAGUGGUAAUGAAUCGAAACUUGACCUAUUGCCAAAAGUACCGGUUACUUCUAUGGAAGGACAUAAAACUACAACUUGCAAAUGUGGUAGAACUUGUUAUGAUCAUUUUGCUUUUUGCUUUAAUGCCCAUCAUUUUUACUAUUGGCACAAAAGUAGCAAGAUCAGUAUUUCCCCCUGAUAUAGAAGUAGAAAAGACUCCCGGCCCGAAAAGUGUCAACACUAGUUUAUUUGAGAAAUUAUAUUUUACACCUAACAAUGGGAUACUUGAGCAAUUAAUAAAUCAGCUUGCAAAUAUUUCCGGCAUUAAAGAUGUCGAUGUGUAUGACUCUAACACUGAACUCUAUUUGAAUUUGAUGACCAACAAAAAAGCAAUGGGGAUUGCGUUCCCUAGUGAAUGGCAUGACAUAAAAUCUUGCCCGAAAGUGCUAAAUAUAACAAUAUUUAUGCCGUUAUCUAUAAAAAGGAAAGAUUUCAAAUAUUUCGAAUCGGGCUUUUUGUUGCUUCAAGAGCGGAUGUCCCAAAUCUUCAUAUAUCAUAGGAAUGCUGGCAAAGAGAAGAUUCCACGUGUUCUGAUGAAUCAUUUUCCAUACCCCCUAUAUGUGCCCAAUCAUUAUGCGCAGUCGGCAAAAGCCAUGACAUACCUGACCCUGACAUCAUUUUUUCUUCCCUGCAUCACGAUUGCCAAGUAUGUAGUAGCUGAAAAGGAGCGCCGGCAAAAAGCUAUUCUACGCGCGAUGGGAUUUGGUAAUAGUGUUCACUGGUUCGCCUGGUAUACCAAAUCAAUGUUGCUUUUGAUACCAUGCGUGAUGAUUAUGAUUAUUAUUUUUGCUAUUGGAUCGGUUUAUGAAUUCAGCAACCUGAUUUGCCUGAUCUUAAUUUUUAUUGUAUACGUCCACUCACUAGUACUUUUUGCCUUCUUCGUAAGCUCAUUUUUCUCAAAAAGUUUAUCGGCUGUCGUGGCCACACUUUUGAUAUACUUGGCCACAGGUAUUCCCUUUCUGAUUGUGGGUGCGGAAGACUCUAGUGUUGCAUCCCAAACGGCUGCCAGUUUUGGACUCAACUCUGCGCUGUUCUACAUUUUGGCUUCCGUGGCCACAAUGGAGAUGCAGUCGGUGGGAUUGCAAUGGCACACCAUGGACAGUACCGCCUCUAACGGCCAUAAGCUCAGCAUAGUAGCCCACAUGCUAAUCAUGUUUGCGAUCAGCUGGAUCGAGCUGCUCAUCUGCCUGUAUGUCGAGGCGUUGCGUCCUGGUGAGUUUGAAGUGCCUCAGCCAUGGAACUAUCCAUGCCAAAAAAGAUAUUGGUGUCCACACCGAUAUGUAUCUUCAGUUUUCCACCAAGGGCCGCUUCUUCCCCUUUCAAAGAAAUCAUCCAAUGGAAAUUCACCCAUAACUUCUCCAUUGGGACAACCGUUUACUAAUCUUGAUGAUCGAACACAAGAAAAUUUUCAAAAUGUACCCAUUAACUCAAAAAUUGGCGUGGAAAUCAGAAGCCUUUCCAAGAAUUUCGGAUAUCGCAAUAUAGUAAGAAAUCUAUUUUUGAAUGCGCACGAAAAUGAGAUUACAGCUUUGGUGGGACAUAAAGGUUCUGGCAAGACUACCACCAUAAUGAUGCUCUGCGGGAUUUUGCAACCCACUACGGGAACAGCUCUGAUCAAUGGAUACGAUAUAGUUAGCGAACCAAAAUUAGCAAAAAGUAGUUUGGGAAUCUGCCCGCAGCAUAGCGUUCUUUUCAAAGGAAUGAGUGCAAGGGAUCACAUAUACUUCUUUAGUCGCAUAAAGGGCUACACAAAAAAAGAGGCCAUGUUGGAAUCGAAUAUCUACAUCAACAAGCUUAGCUUGCUCAAUUUCCAGAGGAGGGACGCUAUGAAACUCUCACCAGGGAAUCAGCGGCGAUUGUCACUGGCCUGUGCCCUUUGUGCCGGCUCCAAGGUAAUACUCUGCGACGAGCCAUCCUCCGGUUUGGAUGCCGUUGGCCGCCACGAGCUAUGGCGAUUUUUGCAGAAGGAAAAACGUGGACGCACCAUCUUAGUGACAACCCAAAUCUUGGAGGAGGGUGAAAUCCUUGCUGACCGCAUAGCUAUCAUGAACGAUGGUCAGAUUCUGUGCUUCGGCACUUUGGGAUACAUAAAACAAUUGCAAUUCGCCAGCUUUACACUCUCCUGCCAGAUGGCUCCCAACAGCAAAGCGGAGAAACUGACAGACCUCAUUAUGCUCUAUAUGACCACCACUACACCGUUGUUCCGCGGAUCGAAUGUGAACUACAAACUGCCACGAUGCAAAAUGAACCGCUUCCCGGAGUUGUUCCAACAGUUGGAGAACAAUAAAAAAAGUCUCGAUGUCGUCAGUUUUGGAGUGAGCGAUACAAGUCUGGAUGGGAUCUAUCUCAGUCUGGAUUAUGGUCAGGGCUUACGCAACAGGGGCGGUGCUGAUCCAGAAGAUAAAGAUAAAGCCGAUUUUUCACUCCAAACUGAGAAGUCAGUUCGGUCGAAGGAAAGAGCAACCAGCUCACUAGUUAGGUAUCAGCAGACGGUGGAGUCAAGCUCGAAAUCGGAGUUCCAAAACGAUUCUAUCCUAAAACCGAAAGCGUCCAUAUACCCAAUAGAAACUUGGGAACCAAAGAAUCGGAGAAAAGGAAGUUGUAUGGCCCAAUGGCAGGCAAUGAUUAUAAAAAAAACUAAUUACAUAGCGUCGCGAGCUCUCAUAUUUAUUAUUAUCCUCAUCAUUCCACUUCUUUAUGGUGUCGUAGUACUUUGGACUGCCAGCUUAGAAAAAUGUACCCGUCAAACAGAUAUACCACCUGUGCUCCCAUUGUCAUUGGAUUAUUAUAGCUAUGAUGACAUGACCGUCUUACUCGAAAUUGAUAAUGACUUGUACAAGAGCGCAGGAGAUGCCUAUGUCAAAUCGGUCAAAGAGCCUGCCACCGUUCAAAGGAUACGCUCAAUUUUUUCGUAUCUAUUGAAAGCAUCGCCAUUAGUACGCCGGGAUAUUAGGCGAAAAUACGUCUCUGGUGCUACUUUUAAUAAUUUGUCGACUGUCACAGCCUGGUUCAAUAGCGAUGCCUUCGAACACUCGGCACCUAUAGCCAUGAAUUUGGUGUACAAUGCCUUAGGAAAGGCAGUGCUUGGAGAAAACGAUUUCAGUAUUUUUGUAAACAGGGGAGAUCUUCAUGAUUUCGUUUUUAAAGAUAUAAUAUCAAGGACAAAGCGCAGAUCUAAACGACAGAAUGAUCCGGACUAUGAAGAUUAUCCGGACUACGAAACUCAAGAAGAUGAUAAUAUUGUCAUCAAACCAAGUACCUCCACCACACCCGCUGAUAACUAUGAUUCUCUUUAUAAACCUGGUGAUGGUAAUCAACUUGCUGCUCAGCUGUCUAUUCUGGAAGCCUCUUCAACAUUACUGAAUGAAAAGGGCAAAAGAAAGCAGCUCCUCGGUUCACUUCUUAUAAUAACAGCAUAUAUUGCCCUAGCUUUAAGCAUUUUUUCCGUAUUUGUAACAAAGGAGCGAGUGCAGUAUCUAAAAUUACAACAAGAAAUUUACGGAGUGACCCUAUCUCACUUUUGGUUAACCCACUUUCUUGGCGAUCUCCUUAUUUUUGCAAUUUAUAUGGUGGCUUUAACAAUUUCAAUAUAUCACUUAACAAAGUGGUACCAAGUGUUUAUAAUGCUUCUACUUAUUGGAUUUGCUUGCUUGCCAUUUGUGUACCUAUGUAGUUUCUUGUUUAGACAGCCUACUUCUGCGUUUGCUGGAAACUUUACGAUUUUGGUAAUGACGGGCGGACUGCUAUUUUACAUUCUCUACAUGUUCAAAUUACUCACGGAUGUUAAUUUUAGGACAGUAUUUGCGAUACUUCCAAUGUACGUGGGUGCCUUUGGCCUAUUUAAAUGCCUCGCCUCGCGUGAAUAUUGCGACCGUGAAGUACUUCCUCCCAUCGAUGAUCUUGAUUGCAAAUUCGGAUCUUGUAACGUGUUCUGCGCGUGCAAACCCGAAAAUAAUUGGAUAGAGGUUUGGCUACUAAUUAUCCACUGCUUAGUUUGGUUUUUAUUUCUUUGGUUUUCGACUUUUGGAUACGAAAUUGGCUACAGAUUUAAGCAAAAGCAAUCUAACCGGAAUUGGAAUAUUAGUGAGAAAAAUAUUCGAGUUCUGGACGAGGAAAAACGUGUCAGUCAAAUCCCGAAGUACGAACAUGAUGAGUAUCCUAUAAUUGUGGACCAGGUUACUAAGAAAUACUGCCGCACAAAAGCCGUCCAAUUAGUGUCAUUUGCGAUAAGACCCGCCGACUGUUUUGGCCUUCUGGGGGCUCGAGGCGCUGGAAAGACAUCUAUUUUCCGGAUGAUUGCGGGCGAGACCAACAUGACCAAUGGAAACAUCUAUGUGAGAGGAAAAAGUCUUAGGGAACACAGGAAAGCUGCAAAAAUGGAGGUCGGCUACUGUCCCCAGGGCGACACGGCCUUCAAAUUUCUCACCGGUCGACAAGUGCUGAGGAUCUAUUGCCUGCUCCAUGGAGUGCCGAAAAAAGACAUUAAGACGGUGUCAGAGCAAAUUGCCAUCGAAUUCGGCUUUAAGGAUCAACUUGACAAGCAAAUUCGGACAUAUAGCGGUGGGAACAGGAGAAAACUGAAUAUUGCCCUCGCUAUCGAUUGCGGAUCGGUAAUUUGUCUGGAUGAGUCGAAUGGUUAUGUCGAUCCAACGGCCCGAAGAUUUAUUUGUCAAAAAUUGGAGGCUGUAAAGAAGAGCGGCAGACCCGUACUUCUGACCACCCAGAGCAUGGAGGAGGCGAAUGCACUGUGCUCAACAGUGGGUUUGUUAGUUUCCGGCACUAUGAUGUUUGUCGGGUCGUUGCAGCAACUGCGAUCAGAAGUAACUAAUACCAUAAUGAUAAGGCUUAAAGUCAAUGCCAGUGCGGAAGAACAGAAAGGAAACAUUCAGCAAGUAAUGACUGAUAUGGAGGAACUUUUUCCAUUGGCCACGUUACGAGAAUUCCUUGGAAACUAUCUCAUAUAUAACAUAAACAAUAAUGUUACAACGUUGUCCAACUUAUUUUACCAAAUGGAAAAAUUACGAGAUAAAGGAAAGUUGGAGGACUAUUCCAUAACGCAAGUUUCCCUAAACGAAAUAUACAAAAUACUAGAUGAGGAAGACGAUCCUAAGCUCAUAGACCUAGACCCUACUGAAAAUAGCGAAGGUUCAGAUGACAAGCAAAGCCAAAGAAAAAAUAUAGAAUCAGAUACGGAUACAAGAAAAGAAAAGGAUGAACGGAAGAGAGUUGAAAAGGAAGAUAUAAAUAAGCAGAAAAGUAACGAAAAUAAGCAACAAUUUAAGAAAAGGCCUACCACCUCAUCUGAGAGUACUGAUAGUGAUGAUAUGGUAGUUAAAAAAGGCGGAAAAUGAAAAAAAUGGCAACAAUUCAUCGCGAUAUGAAAAUCA